Molecule: messenger RNA, 1580 nt
Organism: Daktulosphaira vitifoliae (grape phylloxera)
Lineage: Eukaryota; Metazoa; Arthropoda; Insecta; Hemiptera; Phylloxeridae
Molecular function (GO): protein binding
Source: RefSeq, a predicted model, not a curated record
UCACGUCAAAUCCACGAAGAUCUAUGGCUUAAAAAUAAACAUCACUGGAAGCCACUUAAUACACAAAAUGCAUUCAAAAAAUGUAUUUUUUAGAAAAGUCAUUUUUGUUUUGUUGGGUAUUUAUUGUUUUCUUAUAUGCAAAUCGACCUCAUUUUUAAUUUCUCAUGAAUUGGUUGAUACUUCUAUUGAAUCUUACGAUAUUACAUUAGUACGCAAAUUAAAAGCAAAAUGCAGUUAUUUUGAUUCAUACAAUAAUAUAACUUCAAUUAUUGACGAAGGAAAUUAUAUAUGCUUUAAUAAUGCAGAAAUACAUUCUCGAACUAAUGCUAUAGGGUUGCCAGUAUAUUUUAAUGGUCGAAUUUUGAAAUCAAGAAAAAAAAGUCUUGAGUUUAUUGUCGAUUCAUUUUAUCCAAAUAGUAUAUAUACAAAAAACAAUGUUGAGUACGAAUCAAUGUUUUUCGACAUCUCGUCUAGUAUAAUAUAUAAUCGAAGGAACUAUGGAUAUACAGAUAAAUUAGCAGUGGGUAAUUCAUUAAAUUUUAUGAACUCUAACAAUGAAAUAUCAUUUAAAAUCGAUUGGAUUCAAGAUGAAACGGUGACAGGGUGUAUAUCAAUGACGUAUUUUAAAGAUGUGGAUCAAUACAACUCACCAAUGGCAACUUCUUUUAUAAAAAUAUAUCAAGAUGACACAUCAUUAGGAGAAUUUAUGCUAAAAAAUACAGAUGAUGAAUUUAAAACAUUGAUAAUGAAAUUUAAUAGACCAUUUGAAAAAAAUAAAAAAUAUUACUUAACUAUUACUAAUGACAAAUACGAUAGUUAUUCAGCACUUGGCAUAAAACGAAUAGCUCAAUGUACAGAUUCCGGCAAAGUAGAAGAUGUAUAUGAAAUACACGACACAGAAAUAAUUAGGUCAACUUCUAUUGUAAAUAUAUAUCCAAGUAUCACUCGAGAAAUGGCUGCCAGUACCUAUUCACCUAAAGAAUGCGGCAAAAAUAAAUAUGGUGCUGAUUGUACUGCUUGGUGUUCACAAAAGAAGACUUUUUGUCAGAAUAUGUUGUUCUGCACAAAUAAUCAUAGAUGUUCAUGUGCAGCUGGAUAUACUGGACCUUUAUGCAAUCAAGAAUGUCCUGAAGGAACUUACGGUCACGGAUGUCAAAAAAUAUGUUCAAACAAUUGUAAAACUCAAUGCGAUAAUAUUUUAGGAACUUGUAAAGGAGGAUGUAAAAAUAAUUUUAUUAUGCCGUAUUGUAUUGAAAAAUACCCAGUUCUAAUCGAACCGCCUAAAUUAGAUUUUUCAGAUUUUCAUUCAAUAAAUUUAGUUUUAAAUUUAUUGAAUGAAAAUAUCUUUGGAAGCAAAAGUAAAAUUCCGUCUUUUUAUCAGAUAGUUUACAAGCCAAUUUCAAGUGAAUUAGAUUUCCAGUAUUCGCCAAUAAAACCCAUAAAUACUUUUCUUCUUAAAGACAAAAUAAGCAAUUUAGAAGCAGCAACAAUGUAUACGGUUGGUGUAAUAUUGAUUACAGAAGACGGAAAUUCAAACAAAGAUGAUAUAAACACUGCUAACUAUUUCACAAAAUGCUUUA